UCCAACGUUGGUGCUCUGCAUGAAAACAGAGUCCUAUUGUAGGUAUUUAUUACAAUGAAGUAUAUUCGGACCAAUAGCUUGAAGAAGCUCUUCUCGUUUGGAAGACGCAGUUAUGGGGAAGAAAACGAUGAGAGCUUGGUGAUUCCUUCUCAUGGAGAACACCCUCCAAGACCCUCUUGGAAAUGCUUCUCUUAUGAAGAGUUGUUUGAUGCCACCAAUGGCUUCAGCUCGGGAAAUCUGGUUGGAAAAGGAGGGUAUGCAAAGGUUUACAAGGGAAGACUGAAUGGUGGUGAGGAAAUUGCUGUGAAGAGGCUCACAAAAACUUCUAGGGAUGAUAGGAAGGAAAAGGAGUUUCUGACAGAGAUUGGUACAAUUGGUCAUGUGCGCCAUUCCAAUGUGUUGCCUCUUCUGGGGUGUUGUAUUGACAAUGGACUUUACCUCGUUUUUGAGCUUUCCACCGUAGGCUCUGUUGCUUCUCUUAUUCAUGAUGAGAAAUUGCCUUCUGUGAAUUGGAAAACAAGAUAUAAGAUAGCUGUUGGGACUGCACGUGGCCUUCACUACUUGCACAAAGGCUGCCAGAGAAGGAUAAUCCAUAGGGACAUCAAGGCUUCAAACAUUCUAUUGACAGAAGAUUUUGAACCACAGAUAUCUGAUUUUGGACUAGCAAAGUGGCUUCCAUCUCAGUGGACUCAUCAUUCAAUAGCCCCAAUAGAAGGGACAUUUGGUCAUUUGGCACCUGAGUACUUUAUGCAUGGAGUUGUGGAUGAGAAAACAGAUGUAUUUGCCUUUGGUGUGUUCUUGCUAGAAGUCAUCUCUGGGAGGAAACCAGUGGAUGGGUCUUACCAAAGCUUGCACAGCUGGGCUAAACCAAUAUUGAACAAAGGGGAGACAGAAAAGUUGGCAGAUCCAAGGCUUCAAGGGGUUUAUGAUGUGACACAGUUUAAUAGACUUGCCUUUGCAGCUUCGUUGUGCAUCCGGGCAUCUUCAACUUGGCGACCUAGCAUGAGCGAGGUAUUAGAGGUAAUGGAGGAGGGGGAGAUGGAUAAAGAGAAGUGGAAAAUGCCAGAGGAAGAAGAGAAAGAUGAGGAAUUAUGGGGUUUUGAGGAUCUUGAAUAUGAAUAUGACAGUUCAGAUUCAAUGUCUCUACCUGACUCCAACCGUAGUACUUAGGAUAAAGCAGUUAGGUAAAACUUUC
Molecule: messenger RNA, 1195 nt
Organism: Gastrolobium bilobum
Lineage: Eukaryota; Viridiplantae; Streptophyta; Magnoliopsida; Fabales; Fabaceae
Product: probable receptor-like serine/threonine-protein kinase At5g57670
Exons: 7
Coding region: 55-1170 (371 amino acids)
Biological process (GO): protein phosphorylation
Molecular function (GO): protein kinase activity; ATP binding
Source: RefSeq, a predicted model, not a curated record